This is a messenger RNA of Carica papaya (papaya), 1183 nucleotides long. Its product is annotated as RING/FYVE/PHD zinc finger superfamily protein. Lineage: Eukaryota; Viridiplantae; Streptophyta; Magnoliopsida; Brassicales; Caricaceae. The record is from RefSeq and is a predicted model, not a curated record. Gene Ontology annotation, molecular function: zinc ion binding.
AUUUUACUUUUUCUUCCUUCCUGUCCCACACUGCACCAGACGUCCAAACUGCAGUUUCUUUGCGUUUCCAUUUUAACCAGCAUUGCUCCCUUUCACUGCCAUUAUCACUGACAUUGACACAAACAAAGAAGAAGGAAAUAGAAACCGAAGAGGAAAAAUAAUAAUAAUAAUAAUAAUAAAGAGUUUUGAUAUUUCUUUUUCUGGGUCAGAAAAAACUGAUAUUUUCCUGCUCGAAAAAAGAAAAUAGAGCUAAGAGAUUACAAGAGAGGAAAAAAAGAAGAAGAAGAAGACAAAGCACUUCGCCACCUACACUUUUUUGCCCAAUCCAAACAGUCUCUGCUUCACGACUUGAAGUGCGUUAAACCUUUUAGAGAAUUCUUUCUGCUCUGUUUCUGUUUUAUUUUAUUUGUUUCCUUCUCCCGCAAUUCCAUGACUUUUCCUCAUCUGGGUACACAACCAUGCCUGUUUUAGAGGCACCCCAUUUUGUAAGUGGCCCUCAAGAUCCUUCCUCCGUCGCCGGGUUCAGUGACGUAGCACAGUCUGUGGCUGAAUCUUCCGGCGAAAUUGGCUCUGACAGGGAAUCAUCCUUGUCGGAUUCCUUGUCAGAGGCAGAUUUGGAGAGUGGGGACUUGGCUUUGAAGAAGCUGCAUUUGGGUUGGGAUUGCAGGAUUUGCCAUUUGGGUCCGGAGGGUGGGAGUGGCGGCGGCGGACAUGAUUGUAGGGAGCUUAUUCAGUUGGGCUGCUCCUGCAAAGGGGAUUUGGGUGCUGCUCACAAGAAAUGUGCAGAGACUUGGUUCAAGAUCAGGGGAAACAUAAGCUGUUUUCUUGGGACACAAAAGCUUUGGAUCUUAAACAUGGGACUGGGUAGGAUGCUGAGAAAUAGUAAAUAAAGUUUUCGACUUUCGAAUGGAAAGAAAGGUGUAAGUGGAAGACUGUAUGAUCGAUGCAUAAUUGAUCAUACGUUCACCUUUAUGCCAAAGUUGUUUCCUUUUAUGCUUUUUUAGGAGUUGUGUAUCGAUGGGGCUUGCUAGAUACUUGGAUUUGUCUUCUGUAAAGAGCUUACUGCCCAUUUCAGCCCUGCAAAUGUAAUGAUGAAGAUCCAAACACCAUUUGUGGAAAGUGUAUUCAUUCGGUAAAACAUAAAAUUGUCUUGUAAACUGCACAAACCUAUUAAUUUUCAUUC